GCUAAAGCCCCCGUGUGGUCUGGAAAGGAGCUCACAGCUGCUGUUGUCUGCACAGGAGGUGUCCAGCACUUACCAUGCGACCUGUGGUCCUGCUGUGGAGCUGCCUCAUGCUCCCAGGUUAUGAAGCCCUGAAAGGUCCAAAGUACAUCAGCGGAUUUGAAGGUGACACUGUGUCCCUGAAGUGCACGUACGGGAAAGAAGAGAGGGAGCGCAAGAAGUACUGGUGCAAGCAGAUUGGGUACCUGGUCCCCCGUUGCUCCAGCACCAUCUACUCAGGAGAAGACGGCCAAGAGAUAACGCAGGGCAGAGUGUCCAUCUGCGACAACCCCCAAGAGCUGGCAUUCACUGUGACCCUGAGGGAUCUCACCCUGCAGGAUGCCGGGAAGUACUGGUGUGGGGCMGAUAAACUGGGCUUUGAUGAGACUUUCCUGGUCUCUCUGACCGUCUUUCCAGGACCCUGCUGCCCCACUUCCCCAACUCUCUUCUUGCAGCCUCUGUCUCCAGCAAGCCUGCAGCCCCAGGCAAAAGCCCGGCAAACCCAGCCCCCAGCACUGACUCCUCCUGAUCUCCACCUGGCAGUCACCACAGCCAAGCAGGGGAAGACAGGGACUGAGGCCUCUCCCGUCAUAGGGACAGUCCCGUUGCAGCAUGCAGGAACGACCACACACACAGGAACCUCUCCGUAUGCAGGAACCUCUGCUCACACAGCGACCUCUCCUCAUGCAGGGAGCUCCCGCCCACCCAUGCCGCUGGACUCCACCCUGGCAGAGGACACUAGUCCUGUCCCCAUCAGCCACAGCUCCAGGUCCAGGGUGUCCAUCCCAAUGGUCCGAAUAUUGGCCCCGGUUCUGGUGCUCUUGUCCCUUCUGCUGGCUGCAGGCCUGAUUGCCUCUGGGAGCCUCUUACUCCGGUGGAGAAAGACAGCUCAGCUGGCCCUGGAGACCCAAAAGAAUGAGAAGGUCCAUCUCCCAACCCUGCCCCUGGGGAACAGCUGGGUCCCUGAAGAAGCUGUGAUCAACCUGUCAGGACCCACCGAGCCUCUCACCAGCCUCAAAUCCUCUGCCAGCCCCUACAAGGAGACCCUGUGCCUAAACCAGACUACAGAGGAACUGGAAGCCCCUUCCCUGGACCCCAUGGAAAGCACAAUCCCAGAUCCUCUGCCCCUGAUGUCUGAGGAGGAGCUGGGUUUCUCCAAGUUCAUCUCAGUGUAACUGUAGAAGGCUCUCCUGGCCAGGCCGAUGGUGAAACUGAAUGGCUGGAUUUGCACUAACUCUCAUGAGCUUUCUGCCAUAACCUCGGAGUCCAUCUGCCCACACUCCAGGACUCAGCCCACCCUCCCCAGGCUCCCUUCCUACAUGUCCCAGCAUGACAGAAGUGUCUGUCAGCUGUGGACAAGGCUGGGACCUCCCCAGCAUGUUCACAUCGCUGGGCAGGACACACAGCUGUGGACCCUCAUCUGGGUCAGGCAGGGCUCAGCAGAUCUGGGCUGAGUUUGUAUCCACUCCAGGAAAUCCCAACCACCACCCCCAUCCCCCACACUGCCUUCUCCUCCCUCAAAUUCUCCUCCAUCAGCUGCUGAGAGGAGGGAACAUUCUAGGGUUGAGCCCUGAUUUCAGUUUCUCAAAGCAUGCUGUGAAUCCCCUGUGGCUCAGCCCUUCAGUAAGCUAAUUUAAAUGUGAUUCCUGGGUCCCUUGGAGACCCACUGGAAWCCAUCCCUGGAACUGGGCUAACAAGUGCCCUGACAAUUCUUACACUUGAGUGCGAAGGCCCAGUGGGCCUGAUAUCCUCAGACCCUUGAGAGUCUGUAUUUAGUGCCUAGGGUCUCCCACAUGUUCCCUACAGGGGCUACUGACACCAUGACCCAAGGGGGGGCAGGGUUCUUGCGACUUUCUGAAGUYCCAAGUUCCCUUCCUGGGUCAAGGGCAUAUUGGAAACAUUCAACCCAGAACUGUCAGAGAGGGGCCACCUUUCUAUUCUCCCUACCUAGCCCUGUACUCCUGCCUUUGGAAGAUGCUGGAGAAAAACUUGACUCCUUUCUUUUCUAGAAAGGGUUAAUAUUCCAUGGGUGGUAGCCAGGAGAGGAGCAGAAAACCAGAAUGCAAGUGAGCAUCUUUUAGAUAAAAGGGAGGAGGAAGGGAGCGGGAUAGGAGCUUGAGGAUGACCCUGAGUCCAGCACCCUGAAGAAGUGGGAGGCAGCUGCCRUAGCAAAACAUUCUUCUUUUUAAAAAAUGAGAUGUAAAAAUGAGACGCCUGUAAUCCCUGCAGCUCCAGAGCCUGAGA
Urocitellus parryii (Arctic ground squirrel) is the source of this 2280-nucleotide messenger RNA. RefSeq names its product CD300 molecule like family member g (gene Cd300lg). The record is from RefSeq and is a predicted model, not a curated record. Gene Ontology annotation, molecular function: transmembrane signaling receptor activity. Lineage: Eukaryota; Metazoa; Chordata; Mammalia; Rodentia; Sciuridae. Gene Ontology annotation, cellular component: plasma membrane.